This is a messenger RNA of Echinops telfairi (small Madagascar hedgehog), 838 nucleotides long. RefSeq names its product sulfotransferase 2A1-like. The transcript has 6 exons. Lineage: Eukaryota; Metazoa; Chordata; Mammalia; Afrosoricida; Tenrecidae. The record is from RefSeq and is a predicted model, not a curated record. Gene Ontology annotation, biological process: sulfation. Gene Ontology annotation, cellular component: cytoplasm. The coding region runs from base 83 to 838 and encodes 251 amino acids. Gene Ontology annotation, molecular function: sulfotransferase activity.
CUCAAUACUAUGCAGCCUGGUCAACAACUUGAAGGUUUGAUUAUUGGAAUCAUCAGUCCACGCUUGACAGCAACCUCUUGGGAUGGCGUCAGAUUAUUUGUGGUUUGAAGGCAUCCCUUUCCCCUCAGUUGGAUUUCGAAUUGAAGAUCUGAAAUCUGUCAAAAAUGAAUUUGUAGUGAGAGAUGAAGAUUUCAUUACACUUUCCUACCCAAAGUCAGGCACCCAUUGGUUGCUGGAGAUCAUCAGUCUUAUCUACUCCAAGGGAGAUCCCAACUGGGUUCAAUCUGUUCCCAUGUGGGAUCGUUCUCCAUGGAUAGAAACUGAAGAGGCUCAUGAACAGUUACAAAAAAAGGAAGGUCCACGCAUCUACACCAGCCACCUGCCCAUUCAAUUAUUUCCCAAAUCGUUCUUUGAUUCCAAGGCCAAGAUGAUUUACCUACUCAGAAAUCCCAGAGAUGUUCUUACUUCUAACUUUUACUUUUUUAGACUACUAAGUGGAGUAAAACAUCCACAGACAUUUGACCAAUGUUUUGAAUGGUUUCUUCAGGGAAAUGUUCCCUAUGGAUCGUGGUUUGACCAUUGUCAAGGCUGGCUGCAAAUGAGAGGGAAAGAGAAUUUCUUGGUGGUAACAUAUGAGGAGCUGCAUCAGGACCUAAGAACCACUGUAGAGAAGAUCAUUCAGUUCUUGGGGAAAAAGCUUGGUCCUGAAGAACUCAACUCACUGCUGAAGCAUGUAUCCUUUAAAGCCAUGAAAGACAACAAAAUGAGCAAUUUGACCCUACUGCCAGAUACCAUUAUGGAUCAUAGCCAAGGGAAAUUACUCAGAAAAGGUAGCUGA